Molecule: messenger RNA, 1257 nt
Organism: Trichoplax adhaerens
Lineage: Eukaryota; Metazoa; Placozoa; Uniplacotomia; Trichoplacea; Trichoplacidae
Exons: 2
Coding region: 1-1257 (418 amino acids)
Molecular function (GO): sarcosine oxidase activity; flavin adenine dinucleotide binding
Source: RefSeq, a predicted model, not a curated record
AUGGAAAAAAAUGAAGAGAAUAGCUAUGAUAUUGCAGUGAUUGGAGCUGGCUGCAUGGGAUCUGCUUGUGCACGCCAUUUAGCCGAAUGUUACAAGGGAAAGAAAGUUUGCCUUAUUGGCCCUGAUGAGCCCACUUUACCUCGUAGUCAAAGCGUACCACGCCAUCAGAGUGGUCGAAGUGUUUUCGCUGCAUAUUAUGAUCAAGGUAGAAUUACUAGACAUCUCGAUGCAGAUCCGGUAUGGUGCCAAUUAGCUAAUCGAUCGAUACCACGUUAUCGACAAUUGGAGAAAGCUACUGGUGUCCAAUACUAUCAUGAACGUGGAUUUCUUGUCCUUGGAUCCAAAGAUGAUCCUAAAAUUGCUCAAAUCAACAAAGUAGCAGAAAUGAUUGGGUUUAACUACGAACAAUUAAGUUAUACUGAGUUAAAACGACGAUUUCCUUACUUACAAGUUCCUCAUCACUUUAUUGGAUUAUAUGAGUCCACUGAUGCUGGUUAUAUCUCUCCUCGUGGCCAAGUAGAAGCGGAAAUAAAAGCAGCUACUGAUAAUGGCUGUACUCUCGUUCGAGAGAUUGUCAAUAAGGUCAGUAGAAAUAACGACGGCGAUUAUAUAAUCAUCACCGAAACCAAUAAAGUUAUCACCAGUCGUAAAAUCGUAGUAGCAACGGGAGCCUUUACCUUAUUUAAAGAAAUUAUACCGGAUGACAUUCGCCAACGGUUAGACAUUCAAUGUGGCACACAAACUGUAGUUAAAUUACAAGUCAAUGCUGCUGACAGACAGCGUUAUAGCAACAUGCCAUGUAUGGUAUAUCUAUGCCCAGAAGAUCCGAUGCAAUACUGGUAUUCAUUGCCUCCAGUUCUUUAUCCAGACGGUCAAUAUUAUCUAAAAAUCGGUCAUGGCGGUGAUUUAAUUAAAAUAAUGCCUACUCAUAAGGACGUACUUAAGUGGUUUCAUGGCCACGGUGAUCCUAAAACUACAGAUAUAUUAACUAAAGCAAUGCUCAGUGUUCUACCCGGAUUUAAGCCAGUGUCCAUAAAACCUGAUGGUUGUGCUUAUACAAUUACACCACAUAGCCAUGUCAUGAUUGAUAAAAUAACUGAAAAUAUGGUGUUAUUAAGUGGUGGCAAUGGAUACGCUGCAAAAUCUUCUGAUGAAAUAGGUCGAGUUGGAGCACUGACGAUUACCCAUGACAACUGGCAUUAUGAUAUACCACAGGAAGCUUUCAAGUUAUGCUUUAAACUGACUCCAAAACUGUAA